Messenger RNA from Rhodofomes roseus, 1232 nucleotides. RefSeq names its product ribosomal protein L1. Gene Ontology annotation, cellular component: 90S preribosome. NCBI's taxonomy places the organism in Eukaryota, Fungi, Basidiomycota, Agaricomycetes, Polyporales, Fomitopsidaceae. The coding region runs from base 56 to 1141 and encodes 361 amino acids. The transcript has 4 exons. The record is from RefSeq and is a predicted model, not a curated record.
GCCAACCUUGCGCUACUCGCAGAGUCGUGAAUCCUCCCUGGCGACCUCUCACGACAUGGCAAAAGACGAGUUGAUCGAUGAACAUGUCUCCCUCAGCCAGAGUAAGCGAGCGGUGGACGCGCUGCUUAGCCAUGCGGUGAAAAUCCAGGAGAAGAAGGCGCAGACGGAGUUGCUUCCGGGGAAGGAGCAGAAUGUAUGGCUUGCGGUCACUGUGAAGCAGAUGCAGCCGGAGAAGAAGCUGAAGCCGUUCAAAAUUCCCAUCGUACAUCCGAUAGUUGACCCGCGAGUUUCUUCGUUAUGCUUGAUCACGAAAGAUCCUCAAAGAGAGUACAAGGACUUGCUCGAGUCCAACGGAAUUCGCUUCAUCUCUCGCGUAGUCGGUAUCGAAAAGCUGAAGGGGAAGUUCAAGCCGUUCGAAGCACGAAGGAUGCUGCUGAAGGAGAACGACCUCUUCCUGGCCGAUGAGCGGGUCGUGCCUCUGCUGCCCGGCUUGCUCGGGAAGAAAUUCUUCGAAGCAAAGAAGCAACCUAUCCCUGUAUGUCUUACGCGGAAAGACCUGAAGGGCGAGCUCGAGCGCGCUAUCUCUUCAACCUACUUCCACCAAAACCAGGGCACAUGCACGUCGGUGAAGAUUGGCACUGUCUCGCAAUCUCCGUCCAAGGUCCUCGAUAACUUGAAGACGGCGCUCCCGGCCAUCGUCAAGCGCAUCAAGGGCGAAUGGGACAACAUCCAAAGCUUCCACAUCAAGACCAACUCUUCCGCAAGCCUGCCGAUCUGGAGCUGCGACCUUGGUGCCACAGACGGCGCACGCUGGGACGGUCUGGUCGCGGAUUCCGAGUCGGAGGAAGAGAGCGAGGCCGAGGAUAGUGAAGAGGACAACGAAGUGGAAGCGGCUGAGGAGGCGGUUCUUGCGAAACCUAAGGGCAAGAAGGCAGUCGCAGAUGCGCCGACGCCCAAGGCGAAGGCGAAGGCGGGCGAAGCAGAACCUAUGGAUGUCGAUGAGCAAGUUCCGUCGUCCAAGGAACAUGGCAAAGGCAAGAAGCGCGCUGCAGAAGACAUCAACGACACACCACAGAAGAAGGCCAAAGCAGAUAGUGCACCGUCCACGGCGACUCAAGCUGGACCGAAGAAGGUACGAUAGAUGACAUGUAUGAUGAAUGUCACUGAUUGAGGCUAUUUGCAGACCACAACAGAUGUGUCUGCAACCAAUGCUCCCAGAUCACCGGCCGUUG